This is a messenger RNA of Aspergillus heteromorphus CBS 117.55, 1959 nucleotides long. RefSeq names its product tannase and feruloyl esterase. The transcript is spliced from 3 exons. The record is from RefSeq and is a predicted model, not a curated record. Bases 124 to 1881 code for a protein of 585 amino acids. Lineage: Eukaryota; Fungi; Ascomycota; Eurotiomycetes; Eurotiales; Aspergillaceae.
AGUUAAAUAGUGGCAUGCCUCGCUCGUCCUGAAGUCUCUUCUUGCUCGACAGGCGCUUCCAAUUCUUCCAUCUUGCCCACCCCUGUCUGUUCUUCUCCUGUCGGUGAAGGCACCCCUUCCACAAUGAGAUCCGCUCUCGGUGUCCUGGCCGGGGCCACGACGGUUGCGCUGGCCCAGGCAGCCAGUCUGGCAGACGUCUGCACGACCAGCCAUGCCAAGUCCUCCCUGCCGAUCAGCGAUGAUAUCGAAGGCCUCGAGAUUGACGCGUCUUCAAUCACCGCCAGCGCGGUCUACAACGCCUCGACCACGGGGGACUACUUCUACCCGGCCGCCGCCUCCUUCGAUUACUGCAACGUUACCCUCUCCUAUACCCGUCCGGGACUUGACACGCCCUACCUGUUGGAGAUCUGGUUCCCGGCGCCGGACGACUUCCAGAACCGUUGGCUUUCCACCGGCGGUGGUGGCUACGCGAUCAACGCCGGCACGAGCUCCCUCCCCGGUGGUGUGAUGUAUGGUGCUGCGGCCGGUAUCACGGACGGUGGUUUCGGCAGCUUUGACACCAGCGCGGAUGCGGUUUUCCUCUUGGCCAAUGGUACCAUCAACUACCAGACCCUCUACGCGUUCGGCUACCUGGCCCACCAUGAACUGAGUGUGAUCGGCAAGGCUUUCAGCCGGAACUUCUACGGUCUCACCGACACCGAGAAGCUCUACGCAUACUACCAGGGCUGCAGCGAAGGUGGCCGUGAGCCGUGGAGCCAAAUCCAGCGGUACGCGGACGAGUGGGAUGGUGCGGUCAUCGGUGCCCCGGCUAUCAGGUACGGACAGCAGCAGGUGAACCACCUCUACCCGAACGUGGUUGAGCACACCAUGGGAUACUACCCUCCCACCUGUGAGCUGGAAAAGAUCGUGAACCUGACCAUCGCGGCUUGCGAUGCCUUGGAUGGCCGCAUUGAUGGUGUUGUGGCCCGCACGGACUUGUGCAAGCUGCACUACAAUGUGACCAGUGCCGUGGGGGCGCCCUACUCGUGCCCUGCGGAGACCACGACCACUGUUCUCAAGAAGCGUGGUUCGAUGACCAACACCACCCCGGCCCAGAAUGGCACUGUUUCAGCCCUUGGAGCGGCCGCGGCCGCCAAGAUGCUCGACGGUCUGAAAACUCUCGAUGGCCGCCGGGCAUACAUCUGGUAUCAACCUUCAGCCACCUUCGAUGAUGCUGCCACCAAGUACAACUACGACACGGACACAUGGGAGUUGGACAUCACCUCCCUUGGUGGUGAGUGGGUGGCCCGUUUCCUGGAGCUUCGCGACGCGGAUAACCUCUCCACCCUCGAGAACGUCACCUACGACACGAUGGCGGAGUGGAUGGAACUCGGCUGGAAGCGGUAUGAGGAUAGUCUCCAGACUACCUGGCCCGAUCUGAGCCCCUUCCAAUCCGCGGGUGGUAAGAUCAUCCACGUGCACGGCGAGUCCGAUCCCAGUAUCCCGACCGGGUCAUCGGUCCACUACCACGAGUCCGUUCGUCAGAUCAUGUAUCCGAACAUGACUUUCCAGGAGAGCUCCGACGCUCUGAAUGAGUGGAACCGCCUGUACCUGAUCCCGGGAGCGGCUCACUGUGCCACGUCGACGACCCAGCCCAACGGGCCGUUCCCUCAGACGACGCUCAAGACGCUCAUCGAGUGGGUGGAGGGUAGCGUGUUCCCGACCCGACUGAACGCGACGGUGCUUUCGGGCGAACUUGAGGGCGAAGAGCAGCAGCUGUGCGCGUGGCCCCUGCGGCCGUUGUGGAAGAACAACGGCACGGUCAUGGACUGUGUCUUUGACGAGGCCUCGUACCAGACCUGGGUGUACGACUUUGAUGCCUACAAGCUCCCUCUCUACUAAGGAUGAUGAUCACCUUGUCCUCCUGUGAUGAUGUAUCUCUCGUGCAUGGAAUGCACUUUCCCUUCUCAUGUAUAUCCU